UGUGAUGCUCAUUAUAUUCGUGUAUGCGAAAAUUUCUAAUCACAUCUACGACUUGCCCAUGCUUCGACAAGUUCCUAGGACCGCCGCUGAUAUGUCCCUCCGCUCAUUGUGGUGUGUUUGCUGCAGAUGGAUCGAUUUCUUCAUCAGUGGAUAAAAGAAGCAGCUCACCCUGCCGGCCGGAUGAUGAUUCUCACUGUGGCAACAAAAUAACAUAUUCUGGACCAGACCUUCCGGAGGACAUCUGGCGUCAUAUACAUUUCCUACUGCCAAUGCAAGAUGCUGCCCGUGCUGCCUGUGUGUCUCACUCCUUUCUAUGCUCCUGGAGAUGCUAUCCCAAUCUUAUCUUCACGGAAGAAACAAUGUGCUCCAAAGAAAAUUUACGUAAGAGAACAGUGGGAUCAAAUGGUAUACAAGACUACAACAACAAUAUCCACCGUGUUUUAACAAACCACUCAGGCGCUGGCGUGAGGAAAUUCAGGCUUGAAUAUCAUGUUCCUUAUGAUGCAAAAUCAUAUCACCGUCUCAGUAGUUGGCUUCAGAUUGCUGUCACACCAAGUAUUGAAGAACUCAACCUUGUAGUAUGGCCCAAAGAGGCAACAUUUAUUUCGCAAAAAAGAAAGAAAAAGGCAACGUUUAACUUUCCAAUCACACUUCUGUCUGACCUGUGUAAAGGCUCAAUUCAGCAUCUUCACCUUACCAAUGUGGACCUGCAUCCAACAUUUCAACUUGGUUUGAGAACCCUGAAAUCGCUGCAUCUGCAUGGCGUGAAUAUUACGGGGGACGAGUUAGGGUGCCUUCUAUCUAAUUCCUUUGCUUUGGCACACUUGAGACUUCAAUAUUGUCAUGAUCUCAUUCGCCUGGAGAUACCUUGUCUGCUGCAGCGGCUCAGGUACCUGGAGGUGCUUGAAUGUAGCCUUCAGGUGUUAGAGAUCAAUGCCCCAAAUAUCUCAAGAUCCCGCUUAAUAGAUUUUAAUGUGCAACUCUCGCUUGGAAAGUCACGAAAGAUGAAGUACCUGAUGUUGAACAGUAGCUGUGUCAUCAGUUAUGCUAUUGACAACCUUCCUUCCUGUGUGCCAAAAGUUGAGACUCUCACCAUACAUUCUAGUUAUGAGGUAUCACGAGUGCAGUCCAAGUAUGACUGGUUUGAGGGGGAUCCCUCAUCUCUGAGACAAAUGUCAGAACACCGCCAUCGCAACCUCAAGAGUGUGAAGAUCAGCAGUUUCUGCCCCCAAAAAAGCAUGGUUGAGCUAGCACGUCAUAUUCUUGAGAAUGCAACAUCGCUCGAGUGCUUUACAUUGGACACCACUCCUGCUAGUUACCGAUGUUCUGGCGAUAUACUGGACAGGAAAUGCCCUCCACUGGAAACUGAAUGUAUAAGGGAUGCACAUAAAUCACUCUUGGCUGUGAGAGCAUACAUCGACGGGAAAGUUCCCUCUACAGUCAAGUUAACCCUACCAGGGCCUUGCAACCGGUGUUAUGCUCUGUGA
Molecule: messenger RNA, 1487 nt
Organism: Aegilops tauschii subsp. strangulata
Lineage: Eukaryota; Viridiplantae; Streptophyta; Magnoliopsida; Poales; Poaceae
Source: RefSeq, a predicted model, not a curated record